GGAACCACAUAGUUACCUUAGAAUAAGGCGACCCUGGGUCUGGAUCUCAUCUUUUUUCCUGCUUUCUCACAUCGCGCUGGCCCCCGCCUCUUCCUCCCCCCAGCGGAGAAGAAGAAGAGCACAGACAAGUGAACAAGCGAAGGCGAGGAGAACAGAGGAAACUGCGCUGCAUAGUGUGUGAAUGGAGCAGUGUGCGAGUACGGCCUCCCUGCUGGCCUCCGUACGGGAGCAGGAGAGGCAGUUUGAGAUGCUGAGCCGGGCUCUGGAGGAGGAGCGGAGGUCCUGUGCCGGCACCUUGCCCCGCCCCCUCCCCAACAUGCAGAACGGCCGCAUUGCUUGUGAUGCAGACCUAGAGAGGCUGACGUUGAACGAGGGUUACAUCAACGGGACGCAUCAUUUCAGGAUGGAGCCUGGUCAGAUGGUGCAUGAGACCUUCACAGUGGAGGAACCUCAGGAGGCGCCCCCUGUUAUCUCUGUGGAGAUGAGCGACGAUGGGACCACAAAGCGCACAGAAACCACAGUGAAAAAAGUAGUAAAGACCACCACUACUCGCACGGUCAUCCCAUCUGUGUCGGACACUCUGUCUGUGGAUGGAGGCGGUUCUGUUGUCGGAGGAUACACCCCGCCCAUGAUGUACAGGCACGGGCCGGGAGGCGCGGUGCCCAUGGAGUACCCCACCCACACUGUGCCCCGCAAUUACCACUACGGACCUACAGGGGGCUACGACGACUACCGUGGAGGACCUCCGUCUGAGACAUACCCAAGCCUUAGCAGGGGUGUUCGGAUGGACGAUCGCUACAGACCGGUCCAUCCAGAUGGUUACAGAACUCUGGAUCCCAACUACAGAGCCCACAACAGGAACCAGUUGGACCCAUAUGCUGCCCAGCCACAAGUUGGGCGACUGGGAAGUGCAAUGGAGCUAUCUGCCAUUCCUCGGUUCGUCCCAGAGCCCUACGGGCUGGAGGAUGAUCAGCGCAGCAUCGGCUACGAUGAGCCGGACUACGGCAUGGCACAUCCAUUGCACUACAGCACUGUGCCUCGUAACCACGCUUUCCAGCAUGGCCCCCCGCCACGCAGGACUGGGAGUUAUGAAGGUGCUUUAGAUGGUGACCUUAGUGGUGGGGAUCUUUACUAUUUUGCUGGAGGGGCUCCACUGGCCCAGGGGGAGAGGGGAAGCGUGGCUUCGCUGGACACUCUAAGGAAAGGACCACCCACUGGUGGAUGGCGUCAGCCAGAGCUAUCAGAGGUCAUCGCCAUGCUUAACUACAGACUGGACCCAGUCAGGAGCAAUGCAGCGGCGUACCUGCAGCAUCUCACCUUCAGGAACGACGCAGUGAAGUCUAAAGUCCGCCGUCUGAAGGGCAUUCCUGCCCUGGUGUCUAUGCUGGAGAACCCUAACAGAGAGGUUCACUAUGCAGCGUGUGGAGCACUAAAGAACAUUUCUUUUGGCAAAGAUGCAGACAAUAAAAUUGCCAUCAAGAAUUGCGAUGGAGUUCCUGCGCUGAUCCGGCUGCUGAGGAAGACGCGCGAUCAGGACCUCACAGACAUCAUCACAGGGACUCUCUGGAACCUGUCGUCCCAGGACUCUGUGAAGAUGGAGAUUGUGGACCAUGCGCUGCACGCUCUCUCUGACGAGGUCAUGGUUACCCGUUCGGGCUGGGAGCGGGGGAGCAACGGUGCUGGAGGUGGCGAGGAAGACUGCAAGCCCAGGCAUCUCGAGUGGGAGAUUGCGCUCACUAAUACAGCGGGCUGUCUGAGAAAUGUGAGUUCAGAGCGAAAGGAAGCGCGGAGGAAACUGAGAGAGUGCACUGGAUUGGUCGAUUCCGUCAUGUACAUCGUCCAGUCCCAGAUUAACUGUAAAGAGGUGGACAAUAAGUUGACUGAGAACUGCGUUUGCCUGCUGAGGAACUUGUCUUAUCAUGUCCACAUCGAAGUCCCAGGCGCUGAGCGCUACCAGGAGACCACACCCAACAGCCAGGGCUCCGCUUCCUUCAGUCAGAGAACCCGCCGCUUCAGCUCCCGCAGGGGCAAAGAUGAGUGGUUUUCCAAAGGUAAGAAAAAUGAUGACGCAAAUGCAGAUAAAAUACAAAUUCCAGUGAGGACCACACCUGCUAAAGGCUAUGAGCUGUUGUUCCAGCCAGAGGUGGUCCGCAUCUACACAUCGCUGCUAAAGGAGUCCAGAAACCCCACUGUGCUGGAAGCCUCAGCUGGAGCCAUUCAGAACCUAUGUGCUGGACGCUGGACUUAUGGACAAUACAUCCGUGUCUUGACACGUACUGAGGGUGGUCUGCCUUUGCUGACCGAGCUGUUGGCGCACGGCAAUGACCGAGUAGUCUACGCCAUGUCUGGAGCACUCCGUAACCUGGCUAUAGAUGGACGCAACAAGGAACUGCUAGGUGAACAUGCAAUUCCUCACCUUGUGGCAAACCUGCCUGGUGGCGGACAGAGUCAGCCAGUGCGAGCGCUGACAGAAGAUACAGUGGUGUCUAUACUGAGCACGCUGCAUGAAGUGUUGGGAUCCAGCGUUGACGCCGCGAAAAGCCUCAGGGCCUCGCAGGGAAUUGAGAGGCUGGUGCUCAUUAACAAGGAUAGUAACCGUUCAGACCGCGAGGUACGUGGAGCCGGACUGGUCCUGCAGAGUGUUUGGGGCUACAAAGAGCUCCGUCGGACUUUGGAGAAGGAUGGCUGGAAAAAGACUGACUUCAUGGUCAACUUAAAUCCCCCCGUCAACAACGACAGGCCCAACGGAGGAUUUGAGGACAGCACCUUGCCGCUCUUAGACAAAGGUGGGAAGAGUGAGCGAGAAACGAUUCCAUUGAAUGAACUUGGACCAGAUGCAUACUCCACACUGGAUCAGAGAGGCAGAAAGAACACUCUGGAUAACAAUCUUGAACCUGCUAACCAAGAUUCAGUACAGGGAGGGAUGUAUGGGGAGAGGCAGGCUUCCUUGCCUCUAUUGGAUUCUUACGAUGGUUAGGCCACACCCACUGUCACACUGCAUGUCAGCGCAUGAGGAACUGAUAGUGUGCAUCACAAGACGACAGCCUCCUCCAACUUACUGCCCUUGCUGAACUGACGACGUGGGGGGGGGGUCGAGACCACUACACUACCGCCAGGAUUUAACUCCAACAUGUACACUCAAUCCUUUCUGGCCCAGCUUCUCUCUUUCUCUCUUUUCUUUCUCUCUCUCUGUUACAUUCCUCUAUUGCAGCAGAAGAAUGAAUUAAACCACAGGAAGUGAUGUGGAUCUAAAGCCCUGCCUGUGGACAACUGUUCAUGACACUAUGACCACUCUGCGCUCCGUGAUUCAAAAACCACUCAGUUUGAAUUUAUGGCUUAUGAUGCUACAUCUCCAUGAAUACAGUACAGCCUAACAGGAAAACACUAAAAGCCCUCGUUUGUUAUAUUUUAAUGUAAAUGAUCGAACUGGAACACUUUGUGGAUGCCUUUUUGAAGAAAUCAAGGGAAAUGUGGGUUUUUCCAGCUUCUCCAGCUGUUUAAAGCUUCUGCCUCUUGUUGAUGUAGUGGUUAAUCCUCUACUUGAUUUGCCCUGUACUGCUACUUACGUACACGUACUGUACUUGUGCCAAAAAUGUUGAGACUGAAUGCAAAAUCUUUGUUUUUCCAGCAGCUACACUUGACAACUAUCCUUUGCUUUAUUUCAUCUGCCACACAUCUGUUUCCAAGUUUGCUGCACCCAUCUCUUUGGCUCCUCUGAAUUUGGUUAACAUCCUUAAAUAUAAAUUGGUGCAAGUGUCUGUAAUAAAUAUGUAUCUGUACAGAGGAAGAAAUUAGAAUGUUUUCUCCUCCCGCUCGUUGGAAUGGACAGAAUAGUCUGUAUUUAAAGUGAUCCUUCUGUCAAAUGGACUUCGAUGAUCCUGGUAAAUCUUGGGAGACGCCAGAGGAUCCAUCAAACUGGAUCUGCUGGUCUUCAAACCUUAUGAAUGUGCAAGAAAACUGUCAACAGUGAGUUAACUGGAGUGCCUCACAUAUUGGAUGUAUCCAAGAUGACCUGAAAAAACAAACAAAAUAUUUUUUUUACUUUCACCGCUGCAGCUUAGAUGUUGGAAAAUCAGCAUUUUUGAAACCUGUUCUGGUAGAAUAAGUGAACAAAUACUUAAAAUCUCGUUAUGGCAUGAAAGUCUCCUUUUCUGUUUAAUUUACUGUUUCAGAACACUAUUUGGGAGUUUUCGCCCAUGUUUGUUAGUGGCGAGUGAGAUGUAGAUACUGACUGGAUUAUUGAAAGAAGCACUAUAGGGGGAAAACACGUUUGUUUCUUGUUGGGGUUUUUUUUUUUACCGUUUUGUUUUCUGUGCCAGGUGCGAAAUGACAAAGAACGCCUCAUUUUCCCAAACCGACAAGUUGCCUUCAAACCUGAACUGAUUAAAGUUGGAAAACAGCAAGGGGUUAAUGUCAGAAAAUCUGUGUAAGGAGGCCUAGAACACAAUUUGCUACUAGUUAAAAUGGUGAAAGGAAUAAAAGCACAUCUAAACUAUAUAUAUAUAUAUAUAUAUUUACAAGAGAAUAUUUGUUAAUUUUAAUGGUUUUCUGUCUUAUUUUUUUUUUAUAUUGAUUUGGGGUUUAAUUGUUUCGGGUGUGCUGGGUGAAUGCAUAUGCAAUCAGUUUUUUUUGUUUUGACCCUAAAAAGAAAAUCUCAGUUUACAUCGUAACUAAAUGCAAACAAAGUUGGCUGGAUUGAAAAACACUCUUCCUACACAGAACAGCAGCAGAUCAUUCUGAUUGUGAACUACACCUUAAUCUCUUUGCCUUGGCUCUUAAAAAUUGCACAUUCUCAUUUAUGAUUGAAUUAUGUAACUAGCAAUAAUGUUUUUAAUAAAAAAGAAAGCUAGA
Molecule: messenger RNA, 4851 nt
Organism: Girardinichthys multiradiatus
Lineage: Eukaryota; Metazoa; Chordata; Actinopteri; Cyprinodontiformes; Goodeidae
Gene: ctnnd1
Product: catenin (cadherin-associated protein), delta 1
Exons: 23
Coding region: 182-2977 (931 amino acids)
Biological process (GO): cell-cell adhesion; cell-cell junction assembly
Cellular component (GO): adherens junction; plasma membrane; cytoplasm
Molecular function (GO): cadherin binding
Source: RefSeq, a predicted model, not a curated record